Messenger RNA from Oryctolagus cuniculus (rabbit), 7378 nucleotides. RefSeq names its product AT-hook containing transcription factor 1 (gene AHCTF1). The record is from RefSeq and is a predicted model, not a curated record. NCBI's taxonomy places the organism in Eukaryota, Metazoa, Chordata, Mammalia, Lagomorpha, Leporidae.
GCCCAGGGUAACGCUCAGAGCCGUGCCGGCGCUGUCCGCGCGGAGCAGGCAGAGUCGCGGAGGGCAGGACCCAGCACCGCGGCGAGAGCAGCGCCCGCGUUGUAACCGCGGGGGCGGUCUGCAGGCUUGCAGCCGGCGAAGGCGCAUCUCGGGCGCGUGGGUCCGACGAGGCCGGGGAGAUCGCAGGCGGAGGCUCGCGAGCGUCAGCUUCCGCGGGGCGGAGGUGUGCGCUCAGCCCGUGGCGGCCGUGUCUCCCGGGAGAUGCUGUGACGGACCGCGCGGGGGGAGCUCGCGCCGCGCCUUGCGCCCCACUGGACUCCGCGGCCGCGGCGGCUCGUCACCCGCCCGUCUCAGUGGAAGUAUGCGAGACUUAACGGCUCAGGUGACUAGUGGUCUCCUGGAGUUUCCGGAAGUGACUAUUCAAGCUCUUGCAGAAAACGAAAUAACAUUAGAAUCUGUGCUUCGUGGAAAGUUUGCUGCAGUGAAAAAUGGACUUGCUUGCUUGACUUGUGGUCCACAACUAGAGGUAGUAAACUCUUCAACAGGAGAACGCUUAUCUGCAUAUAGAUUCAGUGGAGUAAAUGAACAUCCUCCUGUAGUCUUAGCAGUGAAAGAAUUCACCUGGCAAAAGAGAACUGGAUUGUUAAUAGGCUUGGAAGAAGAAGAGGGAAGUGUCCUCUGUCUUUAUGACCUCGGUAUAUCAAGAGUAGUUAAAGCAGUUGUUCUUCCUGGAAGGGUAACAGCUAUUGAACCUAUAAUCAAUCAUGGAGGAGCCAGCGCAAGCACUCAGCAUUUACACCCAAGUCUGCGGUGGCUUUUUGGUGUGGCAGCUGUGGUAACUGAUGUUGGACAGAUCCUUCUUAUUGAUCUGUGUUUGGAUGAUUUGUCAUGCAGUCAGAAUGAGAUAGAGGCAUCAGACCUUGAAGUUGUAACAGGUAUCCCAGCUGAAGUACCACACAUCAGAGAAAGUGUGAUGAGAGAAGGGCGCCAUUUAUGUUUCCAGUUAGUAAGCCCAUCAGGAACAAGCAUUUCAACUCUUAGUUACAUCAACAGGACAAAUCAGCUUGCUGUAGGUUUUUCUGAUGGCUAUCUAGCACUUUGGAAUAUGAAAAGCAUGAAAAGAGAGUAUUACACACAAUUAGAAGGUGGCAGAGUUCCUGUAUAUGCUGUUACUUUUCAAGAACCUGAAAAUGAUCCUCGUAAUUGCUGUUACUUGUGGGCCGUUCAGUCUACACAAGAUAGUGAAGGGGAUGUUUUAAGCUUGCAUCUGCUUCAGCUCGCCUUUGGUGAUAGAAAGUGUUUGGCAUCAGGACAAAUCUUAUAUGAGGGGUUAGAGUAUUGUGAAGAAAGAUACACACUGGACCUGACAGGUGGCAUGUUUCCUUUGAGGGGACAGACUAGUAAUACCAAAUUGUUGGGAUGCCAGAGUAUAGAGAAAUUUAGAUCUCAUGGUGACAGGGAAGAAGCCAUGAAUGAAGCCCUAUCUCCUGACACUAGUGUUUCAGUUUUUACCUGGCAAGUGAAUGUUUAUGGGCAGGGAAAACCUUCUAUUUAUUUGGGACUUUUUGACAUAAAUCGUUGGUAUCAUGCUCAAAUGCCAGAUUCAUUAAGAUCUGGAGAAUAUCUACAUAAUUGCUCUUAUUUUGCUCUGUGGUCUUUGGACUCUGUUAUAAGUAGGAGUUCUCCACAUUACAUCUUGGAUAUAUUGGUACAUGAGAGAAGUUUAAGUCGAGGAGUUCCUCCUACAUAUCCACCUCCUGAGCAGUUUUUUAACCCAAGUGCUUAUAAUUUUGAUGCCACUUGUUUGUUAAACUCAGGAGUUGUUCAUAUAACUUGCACUGGCUUUCAAAAGGAGACUGUGACUUUUUUAAAGAAAUCGGGACCAUGUCUCAAUGAAGUCAUUCCUGAUGGUUAUAAUCGAUGUCUUGUUGCUGGCCUUCUCUCACCAAGACUUACUGAUACUCAGCCUUCCAGUUUAAGUCAGGAGGAACAGUUAGAAGCUAUAUUGUCAGCAGCAGUUCAGACAAGUUCUUUGGGACUUUUGACUGGUUGUAUCAAAAGGUGGAUAACAGAAGAACAACCAAAUUCUGCUGCUAAUUUGCGCUUUGUUCUUGAAUGGACAUGGAAUAAAGUUGUUCUCACAAAAGAGGAAUUUGACCGCUUAUGUGUGCCAUUGUUUGAUGGUUCAUGUCGCUUUAUCGAUCCACAAACUAUGCAGGCUCUCCAGCAGUGUAAUUUGCUUCUUAGCAACCUUAAUACAGUCUUAAGCUGUUUUGCAACAGAGGCUCAAGAGAUCACUGAGAGAGGCCUGAUAGACUUAAGCAAUAAGUAUAUAGUUGCCCAGCUCAUCUGUCAGUAUGCACAAGUGGUUCUCUGGUUCUCUCAUUCUGGACUUCUGCCAGAAGGCUUAGAUGAUGCUGUGCAGUUGUCAAGGUUAUGCUACAACUACCCCGUAAUUCAGAACUACUACACGAAUCGUCGACAGAACUGUGAGCGUUUGUCAAGAGGGAAGUGGAACCACGAUUGCUUGGUGAUUGAUGGAUUGGUUUCUCAGUUAGGAGAUCGGAUUGAGAAGUUGUGGAGACGGGAGGAAGGAGGCACAGGAAAAUACCCUCCUAGUAGUAUACAUGCACUACUUGACAUAUACUUGUUAGACAACGUUACUGAAGCAAACAAACAUUUUAUCACCAUUUAUUUGCUACUCGAUAUUAUGUAUUCCUUUCCAAACAAAAUGGAUACCUCCAUUGAGUCUUUUCCAACUGCCUUUGCCAUUUCUUGGGGCCAAGUUAAACUUAUUCAAGGAUUUUGGCUGAUAGAUCAUAGUGACUAUGAGAGUGGUUUGGACCUUCUGUUUCACCCAGCUACUUCAAAACCUGAGUCAUGGCAACAUGCAAAGAUUGUUGAAGCCUUUAUGAGUCAGGGUGAACACAGACAAGCCCUCAGAUAUAUUCAGACAAUGAAGCCAGCAGUAACCAGUGGUACUGAUGUUACACUUCACCUCACUGUUUUGCUUUUUAAUAGAUGCAUGGUUGAAGCUUGGAAUUUACUGCGACAGCAUUCUAAUAGGUUGAAUAUUGAGGAGUUACUAAAGCACACAUAUGAAGUCUGUCACGAAAUGGGCUUAAUGGAGGAUUUACUGAAGUUACCGUUUACAGACACUGAGCAGGAAUGUUUAGUGAAAUUUUUACAGUCCAGUGCCAGUAUUCAGAAUCGUGAAUUCCUCUUAGUUCACCAUUUGCAGCGUGCCAAUUAUAUUCCUGCCUUGAAGUUGAACCAAACUCUGAAGAUUAAUCUUACGAACGAUCGUGAUCCUCGUUUGCGGGAGAGAUCAGUAGCUCGGAAUGCCAUAUUAGAACAAUAUGGGAAAAUCCUUCCUCGAGUCCAGCGAAAAUUAGCCACUGAGCGAGCUAAGCCUUACCCUCUGUCAAGAUCAUCGGUUCUUCGAGAAGUUUCUAGACCCAAACCAUUAUCAGCAGUUCCAAAACAAGCUGUAACAGGGACAGUGUUAACAAGAUCUUCUUUCGUCAAUAAUGUAUUGUCUAAAAUUGGAGAGGUUUGGACCAGCAGUGAACCUAAAAAUAGCAUCUUACCUUACAAUAGUCCUAAAAUAGAAGAACCAUCUCCUAUAGCAUAUUCUCUCCCUGACCUGGAGCUCCCUGAGGCAUUUGUCAGAACACCUAUUUCAAAGGCAUCACAAAAGAUUUCUAGACUGCUGGAUUUGGUUGUUCAUCCUGUUGCACGUCCUUCUCAAUGUUUGGGGCUCAUUCAGCAAACCCCUCCAAGAUCUCCUUUGUAUCUAGCAUCCAGUUUGUUGCCUUUAAAUUCACAGUUAAAGGAAUUACAUCAGAAUACCUCCAGAGCUUCUGAAUUAUGCAUACUUGAAACUCCUCUUAUAGUUAAGAAAGCCAAAACUUUGGCCAUGUCAGUUACUUCUUCUGGAUUUUCUGAGUUUACUCCUCAGUCCAUCCUAAGGUCUGGUCUUCGAACAACACCUUUGGCAUCUCCCUCUCUAUCACCUGGACGGUCUCUUACUCCUCCUCUGCGAUUUAAAGAAACUAGAAUUUCAUUCAUGGAAGAAGGCGUGAACACAAAAUGUAUCACUGGAGCUGCGGAGGACCACAAAACAGAAAUUUUUGUUACUUCAUCUUUCCAAAAAUGUGGAGAUCCAGGAGAAACUGAUUGGCUGAAGAACAAAGGUAAAGCCACAUCAUUUCUCCCAAAUAGCCCUGAAAAGGAUCAUCAAAUAACAGAUGUAAGGUCACAGAAUACCUCCUCACAAAGUCUGGAGAAACUGGAUCUGAGCAAAGAAACCAGCAGUGCCUCAACCAGAUCAGAUCAGACUACCUCAGAGUAUCAGGAUGCACCAUCACCAGAAGAAUCUGAAGAUGUUAUUUUUGUGGACUCUGAAUCAACAAGUUCUCCCACUGAACAAAUUGCUAAUUUAACAGAACAAACUGAGAAAGAUGAAGAUAAUCCUCCAGAUCUCAAGAAACAAAUGGAAGUUGGAGAGGAAGCAUUUUCAGAAUUAAAUCAUUUAAGCCCCAUUCAAGGAGUUGAUUCUCAUGUACCAUCAGUCCAUGAAGGGAAAAUCCUCACUCCGAAGUCCAAGUUACCUGUUUUGGAUGAAGGCGUAUCAUCUGUUGAAACCUGCAUCUCUACAAUUAGAGCAGAUAACAAUAAAUCUAUGGCUGAUGUCCCUGAUGAGAGUGGAAACUUUGGGAUCGUUCCUUCUGAAAGCCUUAGUAUUUCUGAGCAUAGGCUUGACCAGGAAAUUGCAUUGAACCUAAAAGAAGAUCAGGAUAUAGAAGUUGACGUGCUAAAAGAAGGUGUUGACUUACCAGAAGAGAAGCCUCCAAUUUCUGACAGUCGUCCUGAUACUCAAGGAAUUCAUGUGACUGAGCAUGAAAAGCUUGAAGCUCAAGAUUCAGGAGAGGCUAGGAAUCUUUCUUUCAAUGAGCUGUAUCCUUCAGGAACUCUUAAGCUUCAAUAUAAUUUUGAUAGCAUCGAGCAGCAGUUUUGUGACUUACCUGAUAAUAAAGACUCUGCUGAAUGUGACAUUGCUGAAGUCGAUGGGGAACUUUUUGUGGCUCAGAGCAACUUUAGCUUGAUACUGGAAGGUGAAGAAGGAGAGGUUGAGAUGGGGGACUCUGCAGCAUCUAAUGUGUUACCCAAGACAGCUAACCCUGCCACUGAGGAAAAACUUGUGCACAGUGGGGAAAAUGGUAAUCAUGGACAUACUGCAAAUUUACCGUCUGUCAUAACUAGUGAUCAAGAGUCCCAAAAAGUAGAGACAUUACCAUAUGUGCCUGAACCAAUAAAAGUGGCAAUUGCAGAAAAUUUAUUAGAUGUGAUUAAAGAUACAAGAAAUAAGGAAAUUACUUCAGAUACAAUGGAACAGUCAGUUGACAAGCACAUACCUUUAAUAAGCCAAAAGGUAAUGUCUUCCACCAAGUUAACAAGAUCUGCAGUUAAGACUGUUCAGGAGACAAGUACAAUGGCUAUAAAUGUCAGCCAGACUGAUGACACGAUUUCCUCUAGAACUCGGGCAAGAGGACAACGCAUCCAAAACCUGAGUAUCAGAUCCACACAACCAGAGGAGUCAGCAGAUGUUUCUUCUAAGAUGCUGGGGCUAUCGGUUACAAAGAAAAGUAGGAAAACACAAAUUUCUGAGGCACCUGAAAGUGCCUCUUCUGAUAUCAAAGGAAUAUCUCAGAACCAGAAAACACCUCAAAAUUCUGUUGCUUCUAGGAAAGGAAAGAGAAAGAAGGAAAUUGACAAAGACACAUUAGAAAGUUUCAAUUCUGUGGAACAGGAGUUAGAAGUUACUCCAGGUAGAGAAUUAAGAAGGUUAAAAUCAUCUCAGCUAUUGGAACCAGCAGCUGAAGAAACUGCUAAAGGGAUUAAACUUUCAUCUUCAUCUGUUACAAAAAAGACUCCUAAAAGAAGGAAAAAAUCUGUAGAAAAUCAGGAAAGUGUUGAAAUUAUAAAUGAUCUAAAAGUGAGUAAAGUAGCAAGUCCUAGUAAAACUACCAGAAAAUUGAAACGUGUUAAUAUAGAAAUUUCGGAAAAUACAGGAUAUAAACAAGAUGGAAUAUCCAGUGACCAGGAGCUAUCUCUUAAGCUUAGAAGAAGGGUCAAAGAGAGAGAAGCUAGUGCACUGGAUGGGAUAGAAGGCUCUGAAGUUGAUUCAUCCAAGCUGACUCUUCAGGCAGAAUUUGAUACACCUGCCACACCUAGGAAACGUGGUAGACCAAGAAAAAUAAAUCCAUCUGAAGAUGUAGGAUCUAAGACUUUUAAGGAAGAAAGUCCCACAAAAAGGAAAGUUCUUAGUGUCCAGAGGAGAUCUACAAGAAACACCCCAGCUAGAACUGAAAAUACCGAUAUGGGAAAACAAGCUUUAGAAAAAUCCAUUCUAGUGCCAAAUGAGGAACUUGCUAUAGUGAUGAGCUCUGAGAAAAAGCUCAGUAGAAGGACUGAAAAUCGAAGCCAAAAACAUCCAUUACACUCAAUAACAGAAGAACACAAAGAACCAAAUGACCAAGAAGAAGGAUUGCUUGCCACGGCGGGUUUUACUAAAUCCUCCCGUAGCACAAGGACUCGAUCUAGCAAGGCCACCUUGUUGCCGGACCUUUCUGAACCACAAAAUGAGCCAUUUUUAUUUUCUCCUCCCGUCUCGAAGGUUCCAAGAAAAACAAAAGCUAAACAAGUAGAGGCUCCUGCACAGCUGAAAGAAUUGGUAUCAGAUUUGACUUCUCAGUUUGUUAUCUCACCUCCUGCUUUGAGGACCAGGCAAAAAAAUACAUCUAAUGCGUCCAAACUUAUAGAUGAACUGGAAGAUGAUGCUAAAUCAGUAGAAGCUGUGGGAAAGCAAAAAGUGAAAAGAAUCAGGACUGCAAAAACAAGACAAGCAAGCAAAAAUACAGAAAAGGAAAGUUCUUGGUCACCUCCUCCAGUAGAAAUUAAGCUGAUAUCUCCCUUAGCGAGCCCAGUUGAUGGAGGAAAGAGCAAACCAAGAAAAACUGCAGAAGUUACAGGAAAAGCUCUUGGAAAGAGCAGAAAAAAACUGUCUUCUUUUCCAAAGCAAGUUUUACGUAGAAAAAUGCUGUAAUUUUUCUUUCAAGUUUUUAAUAUACACCUGUUUGUAAAGACAUCACAGUUGUGUGGGUUAUUAAAAAUCAUCUAAUUUGGAAGAAAAUAAUUUAUAUAUAAAUUAUUGUAAAUUUUUGUAAACAGAAGUUCAAUAAGUAAAAUAGCUCCAUGUGGAGUGAUUCUUUCAGUCCAGGCAGUUUUUCUAUUUUAUAUUAAGACUUCAUACAUUUAUAUAAUAUGUAAAUAUGGCUAUUAUUGGAAUGUUAAAUAAAGUGUCUACUUCACAGUA